Molecule: messenger RNA, 1832 nt
Organism: Malaclemys terrapin pileata
Lineage: Eukaryota; Metazoa; Chordata; Testudines; Emydidae
Gene: GYG1
Product: glycogenin 1
Exons: 8
Coding region: 100-1164 (354 amino acids)
Cellular component (GO): cytoplasm
Molecular function (GO): glycosyltransferase activity
Source: RefSeq, a predicted model, not a curated record
CGCCCAGAUAUAAAGGGUGGCUCCGGCAGCGGCUCGCGACUAGCCGGCGGCCGCAGCAUCUGUGCCGGGCAGAGGGGCAGCAGUACGGGCACCGGCACCAUGGCUGAUCAGUCUUUUGUGACUCUAGCUACGAAUGACUCUUAUGUUAAAGGAGCACUGGUCUUGGGUUCAUCUCUGCAACACCAGAGAACAGUAAAGAAACUAACUGUGCUCAUAACGCCUCAGGUCUCUGCUCCCAUGAGGAAAGUGCUAGAAAAAGUCUUCGAUGAAAUCUUAUUGGUAGAUGUCUUGGACAGUGGAGAUUCAGCCCAUCUAGCACUAAUGAAAAGACCUGAGCUGGGUGUCACACUAACAAAACUCCACUGCUGGGAACUGACUCAGUAUUCAAAAUGUGUGUUCAUGGAUGCAGACACAAUGGUUUUAUCAAAUAUUGAUGAGCUUUUUGAGAAAGAAGAGCUAUCUGCAGCACCAGAUCCAGGCUGGCCUGACUGUUUUAAUUCUGGAGUUUUUGUUUAUCGACCUUCCAUUGAAACAUACAAUCAUCUGUUACAACUUGCCACAGAGAAAGGCAGCUUUGAUGGUGGGGACCAGGGGCUAUUAAACACCUUCUUCAGCAGCUGGGCAACAACAGAUAUCAACAAACACUUGCCAUUUAUUUAUAACUUAAGCAGCAUUUCUCUAUACUCCUACCUCCCAGCAUUUAAAGCGUUUGGUUCAAAUGCUAAAGUGGUGCAUUUCCUAGGAAGAAUGAAACCAUGGAAUUACACAUAUGACUCUAAAACCAAAAGCAUAAAAGGUGACACAAGUGAUCCCACAAUGGUUCACCCAGAAUUCCUCAACAUGUGGUGGCAUACCUUCAUCACCAACAUCUUACCCCUACUAGAACAACAUGGUAUUGUUAAAGACGCCACUACAGGUGUAAAGGCGCUAUCGGGCUUGGUCUAUUCUCUGGCUUUCUCUUGUGGCUUCUGUAGAGAGGACGAGGUUACAGAGGCAGUGUCCCACAUGUCACUUUCAGCAGCAGCACUAACUUCGCCAUCAUCUCCCCCACCAGCUGAAUCUUCAGAAGAACGGAAGGAGAGGUGGGAGCAAGGCCAGGCUGACUACAUGGGAGCAGACUCCUUUGACAAUAUCAAGAAAAAACUUGACACUUACCUCCAAUAGAAGCACUUCUAUUGCCGAUAUUCAUAGAGAUACAAGAACUUCUUCCCGAGCUAUCGCAGCUAGGAAAGUGUUGAAUGUGGUCAGUUAAGCUUGCCUAGUAGCUUGAUAAAACUCAUCAGGCUGAAGAUCUUUGCAGUACUACAGGUGAGAACUGAGCAAAAGCUAUAAAGUAGAAAUCCUCGUGCCGGCUGUACCUGCACAAUCCUGAAGUCUUCCCUUUUAAGUAAAACUGCUGGAUAUGCCUAUUUAAAAAUAAAAACAAAAAACUGGGGAACAGGGCACUAAACUGGCUUGACACUUAUUCCUUUAAACCUGUAGGGCUGUGCUUUACCUCUUAAAAGAUGAAUGGCGUUACUCCUUUUGCUUGCUAUCUUAUAUAGGAGAUCAUAUAUUUUUGAGAUUGUUUAGAAGUUGAAGUGGUUGUAACACUGCCUUACUGUAAAUGUUAGUACUAAACUGUUAGCAUACAUGCAAACUUAAUACAACUUCUAACAGCAAAGGCACUGCUUUAUGGUAUUAGUCUCACACUGAAGAUCUUGACCAGGUUUUUAUGUACAGUACAUACAGCAUGGUAGAAUGUCUUUGUUUAGUUCUGUAUACUAUGGGACUAUAAAACUGAGUUUUACCUGUAAUAUUGCACUCAUUGCAAAAUAAAAACUCGUGAUGCA